CGGCGGCACAUCAACUUGGCACGAGCAAACUUUGUUGAAGGAAGGAAAUAAGGACUAUACCGAAGUUGGAAGUACUUUGCGGGACCAACGCUCGGAUAUUACCUGGGAUUUAAUACACGCGGAGUAAAUGUUUAUGGAACAUGAACAUGUCCCUAACUUGAUGAUCGAGGAUUAUUAUUUCUGUGCGAAAUGCAGUGUGGUGUUCGGUGGCUCGUAGUUCCGAUUUUUGUGCUUCUUCUGUGUAGUGUUAAAGGUUUCCCAUCAUGCCACCCAAAUCCCUGUCAGCACGGAGCGACAUGCAUUGUAGAAAGUUCCCAGAACAGCUACUGCAAUUGCACAGAAGACUUCAUUGGCGAGUACUGCCAGGACCCGAACCCAUGCAGAGCUGAGUUGUGUGAAAACAAUGGAACAUGUGUUAUCGUACCCACCUUGAAACAAUACCCACAAGCAAAUUGUAUAUGUCCCAUCGGAUUCUAUGGAACUUUGUGUGAAUUCCGUGAUGAGAAGAGUGCUUGCUACAAAAACCCAUGUCUAAAUGGAGGGACCUGUCAGAAUGGAAAGAGUUUGGCCAUGUACAUCUGUAAAUGUAUGACAGGCUACAGAGGUCCACAAUGUGAAUAUAUAGACCACUGCGCCUCCAUGCCGUGUCGAAACAAUGGUGUGUGUACGUCAUCAACCAAUGGAUUUCUGUGCGAAUGCCCCACAGGAUACAUGGGGCGGACGUGUAUGGACGACGUCAAUGAAUGUGUGGAUAAUCCUAACCUCUGCAAAAAUGGCGGAAAUUGCAUCAAUAAACAUGGAAGUUAUGAAUGUAACUGCCCUCAGGAAUACACGGGUAAACACUGUAAGGACCGGUAUGUACCGUGUCACCCCUCGCCGUGUCAGAACGGAGGUACCUGUAUCAGUGACGGGGUUCUUAGCUACAGCUGCACCUGUCUCUCAGGUUUCCGUGGCAAGAAUUGUGAGAAGAACAUAGAUGACUGCAAACACAACCGCUGUGCAAAUGGUUCGACCUGCAUUGAUGGGAUUAAUACUUACACAUGCAAGUGUCCACCCACAUACAAAGGCCAAUUCUGUGAUAUUGACAUUGAUGAGUGUUUAGAACAGCCGACAAUUUGCCACAAUGGUGGGACGUGUAUCAACCAACCCGGCGGGUACAUGUGUAUCUGUGUUAACGGGUGGACUGGCAGCGACUGCAGCGAAAACAUCGACGACUGCGCUAGACAGCCAUGCUAUGAUGGUGGCACCUGUCACGAUCGCGUCGGCUACUUUUACUGCGAGUGUCGGAAAGGCAAAACGGGUCUGCGCUGUCACCUCCAGGAUGCAUGCGACAGCAGCCCCUGUCACCGUGACGCCCUCUGUCAGACCUCACCCAUCACGGGCGGACCCAUCUGUAGUUGUGCCAAGGGAUUCAUGGGCGACGACUGCUCGCGGGAUAUUGAUGAGUGUGUCGAGAGCACACUGUCACCAUGUGAACACCAAGGCACGUGUGUAAAUUCUCCCGGAAGCUACUACUGCGCAUGUCCCGACGGUUUUACCGGCCACUUCUGCGAGAAGAACAUCAACGAAUGUGCGUCCGAUCCAUGCUUCAAUGAGGGAACAUGUCUGGAUCUAAAUGGUGCUUACAGGUGUAUCUGUAUGCCAGGUUACAAUGGAACGAACUGCGAGUAUGACAUUGAUGAAUGUCUCAGCAAUCCUUGUUUGAAUGGUGGAGUGUGUCGGGACAAAAACAACAGAUACGAAUGCUCCUGUCCAAAUGGUUUUGAGGGUCCGACGUGCGCCAUAGAUAUUGAUGAGUGUGCCAGUAACCCGUGUUUAAACCACGGAGUCUGUCGGGAUAGGUUCAAUGGAUACGAGUGUUCAUGUGUUAAUGGCUAUGUUGGCCUGCACUGCGAGGAGAAUGUGGAUGACUGUCAAGGAGUGAACUGUCAUCAUGGAACCUGUAUCGAUGGUCUAGGCAAAUACUACUGUCAAUGUACGGCUGGCUACACCAGCACCUACUGCGAAAUAAAAAUCAACGAGUGUGCCAGUGACCCGUGUCAGUUCGGAGGGACCUGCUUUGAUCUCGAUAAUGGCUACGAGUGUCGAUGUCCAAUUGGAACAUCAGGUCGGAGUUGUGAGAACAAUGAUAACGAGUGUGCCAGCAACCCAUGUAGAAAUGGAGCCAAGUGCCUCGACCAGAUCAACAAAUAUCUCUGUCACUGCAAGCCCGGCUUUACAGGAGUGCACUGUGAAAUUGACAUUGAUGAAUGUGCGUCAAGUCCAUGUGCGAAUGGAGGGGAGUGUACGGACCUGGUGAAUGGAUUCCGCUGUCGAUGUCUGUUAGGCUACUAUGACAAGCAGUGUCUGUCCGACGUCAACGAGUGUGACAGCAGUCCGUGUGUUAACGGCGGAUCGUGCAUCGAUGGAGUUAACAAGUUCACUUGUGAGUGCCCGGCGGGAUAUGACGGGUUCAAAUGCGAGUACGACAAGAACGAAUGUUUGUCGAACCCGUGUCAGCAUGGCGGAACCUGCAUCGAUCGCCUCAACGACUUCGACUGUCGGUGCAUGCCUGGCUACACAGGAGCCCACUGUGAGAUAAACAUCAACGAGUGUGCCAGCAACCCGUGUGUCCACGGGAAGUGCAUUGACACGAUCAACAACUACAAGUGUCACUGCGAGCUGCCGUUCACGGGCAAGAACUGCGACGUGGAGAUGAACCCAUGCCUGCCCAGUCCCUGCAAGAACAGCGCGCAGUGCGUCCCCAGCAAAAACUACCAGAACUUCGAGUGUCGGUGUCCACCUGGGUACACAGGACGUUUGUGUAAUCACGACAUUAACGAAUGUGCGCUAAUGUCGCCAUGCCGUAAUGGUGGAACCUGUCAGAAUACCGAUGGCAGCUACCACUGUCGCUGUGUGAAGGGUUACGAGGGCAAACAGUGUGAAUCCAACCCCGAUAACUGCGAUCCCAAUCCAUGUUACAACGGCGGUACGUGUGUGGACGGUCUCGACACCUACACGUGUCUGUGUGUGAGCGGGUUUGGCGGAGACCGUUGUAAGAAUGACAUCGAUGAGUGUGCGUCGUACCCAUGUCAGAACAACGGCUACUGCACCGACUACGUCAACUCCUACACCUGUACCUGCCAGCCCGGCUUCAGCGGGGUGCACUGCCAGACCAACGACAACGACUGCACUGCCAGUUCUUGUCUGUAUGGCGGCACCUGCGUGGAUGAUAUCAACCACUUCAAGUGUAUCUGUGCCCCGGGAUACACCGGUUCGAACUGUCAGUGGCACAUCAACCCCUGCGACUCCAAUCCGUGUAUGACUGGAGCAACGUGUGUGAACAACGAGGGAGACUUCCACUGCAUCUGUCCGUAUGGAUCGACUGGACCACGCUGUGAGGACUUUGUUGACUGGUGUGGUCUGAACCCCUGCCAGAACAAUGGCGCCUGUGUACAGGUUGCCAACGCCUACAAGUGUUCGUGCGCUGUGGGAUGGACCGGAAUGCUCUGUGAUGUCAAGAUGGUUUCUUGUGAAGCUGCGGCGGCUCUUAAAGGUGUACCGCGCUCUCAGCUGUGCCAGCAUGGUGGUACGUGUCGCGACGUCGGCAACAGUCACAUGUGUGACUGCCGAGUCGGCUACGAGGGCAGCUACUGUGAACAUGACAUCGACGAGUGCGCAUCGCAGCCCUGCAAGAAUGGUGCCACCUGUCACAACCUUGUCGGGCGAUACCAGUGCACAUGCAUGACAGGAUUUCAAGGUCUGGACUGCCAGUACAACAUUGAUGACUGCCAAAACAAGCCGUGUGCCAAUGGAGGCACCUGCCAUGAUUUGGUUGGUGAUUUUCACUGCUCGUGCCCGCCGGGAACUCUGGGAUUUCUCUGUGAGAUGAACGAGAACGACUGCGCUGCAAAUCCAUGCCAUAAUGGAGGAACAUGUCGGGACAAGAUUGGAGGAUAUGAAUGUGUCUGUCAUCCUGGUUUUGUUGGCCCGCGGUGUGAGGGAGACGUCAAUGAGUGUCUAUCUAGCCCGUGUAACAGCCUUGGUACCCAGGACUGCGUACAGCUGGUUAACAACUACCGGUGUGACUGUAAGCAUGGCUGGAAAGGAAGCAAUUGUGAAACAUUGAUUCGGUGUGAAGAUGACCCUUGCCAAAAUGGAGGAAUAUGUACAACAACCAGUGAUGGCAGAGUCCAAUGCAAAUGCAAGAUGGACUACUAUGGUGAUUACUGUGAAUACAAGUCAUCUGACUGCGAUCUUGAACCCUGCCUGAACGGUGGGACGUGUCAGCCCCAGCGUAACGGUUUCCGGUGUAUCUGCCCCGCGGGCGCCACGGGGAUCAAGUGUGAGACUGAUUACGCCCAGGAGUGUGCUUCCUCACCCUGCAGGAAUGACGGAACCUGUCUGGACAGAAUCGGUUACUACGAGUGUCAGUGUCCAAGAUACUACACCGGUGUCCACUGCGAGGUGUAUGACGAACACGCGGUGGGGGGUAUCGGUCGACCCGUGUCGGUGGCACCACCUGACCAGUACGAUGACCAGCAGAUCCUCUGUAAACAGAAUGACUGCGAGGCAAAGGCGAACAAUGGACAGUGUGACGAAGAGUGCAACAUGUUUUCCUGUAACUACGACAACAAGGAAUGCUCGUAUGGACUGAAGCCGUGGCAGAACUGCACGGGCCUGCAGGGCGGGGUGUACUGCUGGAAGGUCUUCAAGAAUGGAAUCUGCGACCCACAGUGCAACAACCAGAACUGUCUGUACGACGGCUUCGAUUGCGAUGGCGAGAUGAAGCGGUGCAACACGUUCUACGAGAAGUACUGCCAGGAGCACUACGCCAACGGCUACUGCGACCAGGGCUGCAACUCGUCCGAGUGCGAGUGGGACGGCCUUGACUGCGACACUUCGCCACAGCAGCUGGCGCGCGGAACACUAAUCGUCAUCGUCCUCGUGGAGCCCGAGGAGUUCAAGGCCAAGGCCAACGAGUUUCUCCGACAGCUGGGACACCUGAUGCGGGCCGUGUUGAAGAUCAAGAAGGACGAAGAUGGCAAUGAGAUGAUUUACCCGUGGAAGCAGGAGGCGGACGACAAGAACUACCAGGGAAUCAUUCGCGUCAAGAGAUACCUGAGAAGAAUAUUCCGAAACGACAUCUUUGGUCGAGAAAAGAGAGCGACAGUGCUUACAGGAACUAAAGUCUACUUGGAGAUUGACAACCGAGCAUGCUACAGGUACAAACAAGGGCUUUGUUUCGACAAUACGGGAUCUGCUGCCCAGUUUUUCGCUGCGGCACUUCAGAGUGGAGCCAAGGUGAAUUUGCCAGUAAACUCCGUGAGCAGUACAAUGGGCGACAGUGGGGGGACCCCGACGCCGAUGACGCUGGUGUACAUCGUGGUGGGCUGUGGAGCAGUUCUCCUGUUGACUCUGGCCGUGAUCAUCGUCAUUUCGAGGCACACGGAGAGAGCAGUCACGUGGUUCCCCGAGGGUUUCUUCACCCGCAGCGACCAAACCAAACCCACCAGAAGUCGUAAGGGGCCAGAUGGAGAGGAAAUGAAUGACAUACAGAAGAGUUCUCAGCAAUGUCAUUUAGACAAAAUGGAUGCCAAUGAUAACCACGCUUCAACACCACCAAGCAAUGACCACUGGGAGGACGAUGAACCGCAGAGGAAACGACUGAAGACUGACCGUAAAGGCGACUGUGAUGCGCUGGUUGUCGACUUUGAGAAGGGAGACACUCGCCAGUGGACCCAGCAGCACCUGGAGGCAGCUAACGUGCCCAACCCGUGCUGCGCCCUGACCCCGCCUCAGGGGGAGGACCAGAUCGAUGCAAAGGAUGUGGACGUCAGAGGACCAGAUGGCUUCACACCUCUGAUGCUGGCGUCGUUCCGAGGAGGUGGUUUAGAUACAGGCUGUGAUGACGAGAGUGGAUCGGGGUCUGGGGAAGACGACCGUACCGCCGACAUCAACAGUCUUCUCAUGCAAGGAGCGGCCAUUAAUGCUCAGACCGACAGGACAGGAGAGACAUCACUCCAUCUGGCUGCGAGGUAUGCUCGGGCUGAUGCUGCCAAGACGCUGCUCGACGCUGGUGCCGACUGCAAUGCUCAGGACAGCACUGGUCGCACGCCACUCCACACCGCCGUUGCUGCCGAUGCGCAGGGAGCUUUUCAGAUUCUGCUGAGGAAUCGGUCAACGAAUCUGAACGCUCGCAUGCACGAUGGAACGACUCCUUUGAUUCUCGCAGCCAGGCUCGCCAUGGAAGGAAUGGUGGAGGAUCUUAUUAAUGCUGAUGCAGACAUUAAUGCCACAGAUAAUAAUGGAAAAACUACCCUGCACUGGGCAGCAGCAGUGAAUAAUGCUGACGCGGCCUUGACCUUGCUACAACACAAUGCUAACAGGGAUGCCCAGGACAGCAAGGAUGAAACGCCUCUGUUUCUGGCAGCCAAGGAAGGAAGCUUCGAAACGGCCAAGAUUCUUCUCGACCACUAUGCAAAUCGUGACAUCACUGACCACAUGGACCGUCUGCCGAGUCAGGUGGCCUACGAGAGACGCCACCAUGACAUCGUUCAGCUGCUGGAUGAAUACAAGAUCAACAGCCCGGCCAGCAUGCACCUGGCCAACGGGGGCAUCCCUUCGCCCACGGCCAUGUACAACAUGCAGCCCAUCAACGGCAAAAUGAAGGGCAAGCCGCGCAAGAACGCCAAGAAUAAUCACGUCUUGAAGGACCACGACCUCAACUCUCCGCUGGCUCGACUCAACGGACUGCCGCCUGGCCAGAAGUCGAAAGCCAGGAAGAAGAAGAACGCGAACCCGAACCCACACCCGCUGCCAAACAGCGAGUCAUCAUCGGCGGGGACGGUUUCUCCGGGAAACUCUCUGGAGUCGCAGUCGCCUCCGGGUUACGAUCUGACGCCACCCCACUAUGAAAACGCAGCCAUGGCUGUUCUGUCGCAGCCCGGUUACCCAGCAAUAGAUGAUGUGCCUUUGAUGCAGCAGCAGCAGCAAUCCCAAAGAACUCUGACUGACCUGUCGGUCAUGCACGCCCAGUAUAAUCCCAACCAGAGACUCGAUCACGAGUCGCUGGGUCUUCAGGAGUGGAUUGACUCUGCUCAGAAUCAUCAUCAACAACAACAGCAGCAGCAGCAGCUAACUAUGCAAAACUCGCCGCCCCACUCCCACAGUGGUGGUGGGAGCCCCAUGGGUCACGGGAUUCCGUCGCCCAUCAAGCCGAAGAACCUGCCGACUUCUCCGCGACACAUCCAGGCGAUGCAGCAACACGCACAGCAGAACCGGGUGCAGUCGAGUCCGAUGACGAGACACGAGUACUCACAGCAUCCGAACGACGUCGCGCACAUGGAGUCGAUCCCUGUGUCGACGAUACAGAGCAUGUACCCCAAGUACGUGGGCUCGACGCAGAUGCCGCCACACUACACAGCGGUGGUGAAUCUGGUUGACCAGUACCCCACCCCUCCCUCGCAGCACAGCCACCUGAGCUCCGACUCCCCCCCUCAACACACAAGAAACUUUCUUCCCGACCACUUUCCGACACCGUCGCCCGACUCCCCCGGUCAGUGGUCAAGCUCCUCCCCUCACUCUGCACAGUCAGACUGGUCAGAGGGAAUUUCGAGCCCUGUUCAGCCCAUCGGACAGAAUCGAAACAAACGGACUGCAGAGCCAGUGUAUAUAUAAGCAAUAUGUUGUUUUUCCAUUGUUCGAAACAAAGUGUCAUUGUUAACUUCAUUUCAUUAAAGUGGUGGGUUUUUUCAUGGAACGAAAACAAAAGUGGGAAACAAUUCUGUGGGUAAGCAUCAUCUGUUUGGAUUUCUCCCUGUGUGCUUCCCACUGUCCACUGUGGGGGAGAAAUAAUAAAAAAAUACUUCAGAAUAAGAAAAGAAAGGAAGAGGUUAUAUUCCACGGGUUUGUUGUGUGAAGACUUUAAAGUGUUACCAUGUUGGAUGAUUUCAGUUGGAACAUGAAAGGAAACGGACUAGUAGAUUGAUUGUUGGUGCUCAACAAUUUGGUGGGGUAAAAAACAAAACAAAAGCAAGUUCCUAAACAGUUUGCAGUAGUGUUAUAGUGGGCAAUAUUGUUCUGAAUUAUAUGAGAUUUCAUGACUAUACUGACGAGGCAGUUUUUAUGACAAAAAUUGCACAUUUCUGUCUGAAGGUCAGUUUGUGCUGCUGAGAAUAUUAACAGAUUAUGUCAAAACUCAUUUUCAGAAACCUUGUAUAAAGAUGUACCUGUAGUUUGAUUUUUGAAAGAAAAAUGGUAUAAUAAUUUGCAUUUGAAGUCAUUUAUAUUUGAAUUUUGAUGCAGAUUAUACGUUUUUAUUUUUUAUUAAGGGUCCAUUUUCAUCGAGUGAUAUUAUCAUGUGAACUGUUCACUUAGUUGUUCACAAUUUUUUUUUUUUUAAUUAUUGAACUUGAACAGGAGUGCCUCAGUGUUAAUAUGUAUACACUAUGGGCCAAAGGCUCACAGUGUUGACAUGUGUUUUUUUUUGUGGGUUUUUUUUGUCAGUGCAUUUUAGAAAUAUAAGCCUAGCUGGAAUACUGCCAUGAAUUCAGUAACUAUCCUGAUUUAUAAAUAUAUAUAUUAUGUUGUUAAUUCAGUCUUUUGAUCUCAGUCUCCAAGCAUCAUUUUUAAACAAUUUUUAAAAAAAUCUUAAGUACUUCACGGUGUUUAGGAACAAAUGUAACUUUUUGUCUGGAGACAAAUUUUAUAGCACUAUAUUUCAUUUGUCUGUUAACAGGGCUGGGACCACAGGACUGAAGAACAUUUUUUUAAUUAUUUUUUUUGGUUCUUUUCUUGAAACAAAUAUUUUUAUUGUGUACAUAUUUUAUAAGAAUUGAGAACACCAUCGUGCGUCAGUGUGAAUCAACACAUUUGUAUUUUUAUACACAUAGUUUUAAUAAUGUUACAAAGCCAUAUGCUAUUUUGCCAUUUUCAUACCUUUUAGCAUCGUGUACAAAGUCCCUGUUGAAGGGAUAUCCAUGUGGCUUUUUCGUUUCCUCCUCAUUGGCAAAGCUACUGUACUUUAAAAAGGAUGAUAUUCAUAAUCAUAUUUCAUUCGUUGGUUGACAAGUGGUUUUCUCCCCACUGAUACACGGUUCAUUAUCAGCAAAAGCAUUCAUUCUUUCAUUGACAAAUGUGGUAAUAUAUUUUAACAGAAUAUUUCAAAGGGCACAUUUAAACAAUUUGCAAUAUGUUGUUACCAGAAAUGAAAUUGCUUCAUUGUCUACUUUUAAUUCAUUUGAAAUGAUAUAUUCAUUAUAAAAUCAUUUAAUAGGAAGUUCAUUCUUAUUAAGAUGAUAUCUUGACACAAAUAAAUGAUUUAAAAGAAGAAGAAAAAAAGAGAGAAGAAAACGUAAUGUUUUCAGAUUCAAGGUCAGUUCUUUGGAAUAAUGAAAGUAAUUAAUUUAGCCACAAUCCUGUUUGAUAUUAAGCCAGUGUGUACAAAAUAAGUAAAUUGACUGUCAAUGGUCUGAUAUUUAAAAAUAACACAUUGCUGUCAAAAGCAAAAACAGUUUUUAUUAUAACAAAAAGGUCCUCUUGACAUCCAUAAUAUUCAUAAUGUAUUCAUUUCCCUAAUGCUGAAAAUACCAUCAUUAGAUUGUGUUGAGAUGAGACAGCAAUGUUUCACGUACUUUCAAGAUGAUGAACAUCUGAAAAGUCCAAACUAAGUGUGCAACUUGUCAACUGUUUAUAACUGUGUGUCCUUUUAAUGUUUUGGCUAUACAUUGGUGCAUGACAGUAUUUGAUCAUUCCUGGCGAUGUAUGAUUUGAUGGCAUUGCAAACUCUUUGAUCUCAUCAUACCUUAAUUAACACUGGUGCAUUAGUAUUAAAGGGAGACAACCAUUUGUCAUUUCACAAUUCCUAAGUGUCAUUCCGGCAGCAAGAUGAUUUUGUUUAAAUUCUUUUCAUUCCAUAUUUGUUGUAUUGAGAUGGACAUUGUUGGUUGAGAGCAUGGUCAAAUUACGAUAAUGGUUUCAUACACACAGAUUUGUACAUAAAUAGUGCUAUACUGAACAAAUUUUUUUAUUAUUAUUAUUAUUAGAUAAAAGAAAUUUAUUAAAAUUAUUAUUUCUUUUUAAAGAAUUUUUUUUUUUUUCAGAUGAGGACUUUAUCAAAGAAAUCAAAUAUAAAAUCUUGAAUUAAACUUUUAAUAAUUUUUAAAGUUUUGAAUUAUUGGGUAUGGUUAGGUAAUAACUAAUGUACAAGUGUGUGCUGCAUAAAUCAUGCAGAAUUACAAUUGCAAGGUACACAAAUUUGUAAAUUACUAUUUGUUCACUAGAAUGCAUUUCCCCUCACCUUGUUUCGUGUUAGACAUUUUUAUUUUGUUCAUAUGAUUUGUCGUUUGCUGUAGAACCAUUAUGUUAUUCAGUUAGGGUUUUAGUGGUAUAUACACACAUUACUUAAUUUAUUUUUUACAUAGGGCAUUUUGUUCAUCAUAUACAUGUCUGUAGAUAUAUUUUAUGUUAGAAGAUUAAAAAAAACCCUCCUCACACCUUAUUUCAUUUGACGUUUAGAACAGUAUGCUUAGUUUGCAAGAUAUUGAAAGGUUUUCUCAACCAAUGAUUUCCAGUUAACUUUUUGGUGGUACCGGUAUUCAUGAGACAAAUUAUGAGUCGUGUAAACAUUUGAAAAAGUUGAAUAUUUUGUAUUCAUCAGGACCCACAUCUAUAAAACUUUGAGAUCAGCCUAAAACUGGAUUGAAAUCUGCAUUGUAGAUGCAUGUAGAUACUUGAAAUAAGACCCUGUUCAAUGGAAACAUUAGUUUUAAUUAGUAUUUAAUUGAAUGUGACAAGUCUUGUGUGCAAUCAGUUUCAGUGAAUUUUUAUAAAACCACAUUAAAAUAUGAACUACAGGGUGUGUUUUCAUUCGGAUACGAAAACUGAUAUAUUCAUUUGUUAAACUAAACACAAGAACAUAAAACCCCAGCAACAACAGACUUAUAGUCCUUCCCAGUUGCCAUGAACAUUGGGGUUUUUUUUGUAAAUAAUUUCAGUUUGAUUUGACAUAAAAAGAAAAGUGUUUUGGAAAUAACAAAAAACCCACACUAUUUUUGGGUGCAAUUUUGAAAACAUUUGGCUCAGAAAUAAAUAACUUGUAGUAAAUACUAUAGUAGUAGAAUGAAGUUCCCUGAUGGGAAGGAUUAUGGAUAAAUAUUUUGGCACACAAGUAAAAAUUGUCAUUACUGUGACCAUAUUAAUUGUAUUUAAAAUGUAAUAUAUUUAAGUGAUAUACUAAGAUGAUCAUGUUUUCAACUUUUACAAAUGUUUACUUUAUGCUCUGUUCAGAUUUAGAUGUUGCUCUCUGUCAUAUUCGUAUGACAGAUGAAUAAAUGUUGUUAUUAUUUUUUUUUUGGGUCUAGUCUUAUCUUAGUUUUCAUUUUUGUGUGUUACAUCAGAUAUAAAAUGUACAUGUUGUACUUGAUAACACAAGUGCAUGAUUAACAGUUCAUUAAUGUAAUAUAUCCAAUAAUAAGAUGAAUUAUCCAUAUCGGCAUUAAUUCCUUUAAGACCAAAGAAAAUGGAUCAUAUUAUUUUUUGUUAAUGAACUUGACAUUUUGGUUUAUUAAAUACAUGUAUAAUUGAAAAUAUUUUUGUAUCAGUAGUCAACAUUUAAAUUCUUUUUAAAUCUUAAUAUAUAUAUUUUAAAUUUAAUAGUAACUAAAAUUCUAUAUGAAAGUUUUAUUAAAACAUAAAGUAGGGAUUAAUAUAGCCGUGAUAAAGAUGUAAUUGUUCAAGAAAUUGUUGCACUCUGGUAGAAAAUGUACAUUUGAUAUUUGGUGUUAUAUAUAUAUGUGUGUUUGUGCGAGUUUCUGUACAUAAAGAUAACACGUUUUGGCCACUCUUACAUAUUGCAGUUUUAUUUUUCAACAAAAUAAUCUUUAGGCCUGUUGGGUUGUGCUUCAGUGCAUGACCAGGUUAGCCAUAUAUUAUACUACUGUACAAUGCCAUAUUAUUGCUGUUGUGUUUGCAUUUAUCAUCUUACUGCAUUCAAAUUCAGUUCACAUACAGUUCUAUUUUACACCACUGUUACUUUUUCCGUUCAAUGAAUUUUUAAUAUUGCUAUUGUUUCACCCAUGCCAAACUGUUGGGAUCAAAUGCCUGUGAUCAAAAUUCUACAAUUAAAAUGUUAUUUGUUAUAAAAUGAAUUGUACUUAAGAAUAUGUUAUUUCAAAUGAAUAAAUGAGCAAAAAUCAACCCUAUUAAUGGGGAAAAAAGGGUAUAAAGUUUUCCUUAAAUUUGUAAAAAAAUUAAAUUUAAAAGACCACUUUUUGGUAUAUUUUUUAUUUUAAUGUAAAUUUUUAAAUUUUUAUGUAUUAAAAACAAAACGCACACCGUCUUUUAUGUAUUAAAAAUUUACAGUGCAUGUGGAAGACAUAAAAAAUCAAAUGCCAACAUAUACUGGUAGAAGACAAAAUUUAAGUUACAUAGUAUACAUGUAUCUUCAUUAGCUACUUCUGAAAAAAAACCCCAACCCACUGCAUUUAAUAUCAAACUUUUUAUAAAACAAAUAUUUACUAUUGAUACUGAUUAUCAGGUAUAUUAUUUUAAGACAUUUAUAGCCUCAAGAACACUUAUGUGAUAUAGAUGAUGAAACAUUGAUUUUGCUUUUAUUUCAUUGAUGCAUAUGAACAAUUUUUACAAAGGUACCACCAAAACAUGUUAUUUUCUUUACCGUCACACAUGUAAUUUGAAAUGUGUUGAUGGUUCUUUGUAGGAGUGUGUGCUAAGGGACAAUUCAACAAGAAGGUCUGAAGCAUAUUAUAAUUAUGUAUUGUUUUCACACACAUUUGUUAGGUUAACGAAAAGGUCAACAUUUACGCAUUUGCAUGUAUAUAUAAAAUAUAAAUGUCAUUUGUGAGCAUUGUUCAUAGUACAACAAUGUAGUGCAUUUUGUUCAUUGCUUCAAAGACAACUCGUUUCAUAUAUUUAUGAAAAUAAAACUCAUGUACAAAGUAA
Gigantopelta aegis is the source of this 12939-nucleotide messenger RNA. Its product is annotated as neurogenic locus Notch protein-like. Gene Ontology annotation, biological process: Notch signaling pathway; heterophilic cell-cell adhesion; regulation of developmental process. The record is from RefSeq and is a predicted model, not a curated record. Gene Ontology annotation, molecular function: calcium ion binding; protein binding. Gene Ontology annotation, cellular component: protein-containing complex; plasma membrane. Lineage: Eukaryota; Metazoa; Mollusca; Gastropoda; Neomphalida; Peltospiridae.